Molecule: messenger RNA, 4359 nt
Organism: Cynocephalus volans (Philippine flying lemur)
Lineage: Eukaryota; Metazoa; Chordata; Mammalia; Dermoptera; Cynocephalidae
Gene: FER
Product: FER tyrosine kinase
Exons: 19
Coding region: 181-2649 (822 amino acids)
Biological process (GO): peptidyl-tyrosine phosphorylation; regulation of mast cell degranulation; cell adhesion
Molecular function (GO): ATP binding; non-membrane spanning protein tyrosine kinase activity
Source: RefSeq, a predicted model, not a curated record
UCAUACCCGUGAGACUUCACUGCACGUUUUCUCAAGUGUCUUCCUCACCCAUAAUGUGUAAUACCUCAACAUGGACCUGCUGCUUUAGCUAAGACAUGGCCAGCAAUGAAUAGUAGUAAGAUAUGUGCUGAUUAGAAGGCUUACUUGUGCAGUGUGAAGGAUAAGCAGUGCCUUACAAAAAUGGGGUUUGGGAGUGACCUGAAGAAUUCACAUGAAGCUGUGUUAAAAUUGCAAGACUGGGAAUUACGGUUACUGGAAACAGUGAAGAAAUUUAUGGCCCUGAGAAUAAAAAGUGAUAAAGAAUAUGCAUCUACUUUACAGAACCUUUGUAAUCAAGUUGAUAAGGAAAGUACUGUCCAAAUGAAUUAUGUCAGCAAUGUAUCCAAGUCUUGGCUGCUUAUGAUUCAGCAGACAGAACAACUUAGUAGGAUAAUGAAGACACAUGCAGAGGACCUAAACUCUGGACCCUUGCACAGGCUCACCAUGAUGAUCAAGGACAAGCAGCAGGUGAAGAAGAGUUAUAUAGGCGUUCAUCAGCAGAUAGAGGCAGAGAUGAUCAAGGUUACAAAGACAGAAUUGGAGAAAUUAAAAUCCAGCUAUAGGCAAUUAAUAAAAGAAAUGAAUUAUGCCAGAGAAAAAUAUAAAGAAGCUUUAGCUAAAGGGAAGGAAACUGAAAAGGCCAAGGAACGCUAUGAUAAAGCCACAAUGAAACUUCAUAUGUUACAUAAUCAGUAUGUAUUGGCAUUGAAAGGGGCACAGCUUCAUCAGAAUCAGUAUUAUGACACUACGCUUCCUCUGCUUCUGGACUCUUUACAAAAGAUGCAAGAAGAAAUGAUAAAAGCACUAAAAGGUAUAUUUGAUGAGUACAGCCAGAUAACCAGUCUUGUUACAGAGGAAAUAGUGAAUGUCCACAAAGAGAUUGAAAUGUCAGUUGAACAGAUAGAUCCUAGUACAGAAUACAAUAAUUUCAUAGAUGUUCACAGAACAAUGGCUGCUAAAGAAGAUAUUGAGUUUGAUAUUUCCUUAUUAGAAGAAAAUGAAAAUCUUCAGGCAAAUGAAAUCAUGUGGAAUAAUUUAACAGCAGAAAGUUUGCAAGUAAUGUUGAAAACUUUAGCAGAGGAACUUAUACAGACACAGCAGAUGCUUUUAAACAAGGAGGAGGCUGUCCUGGAGCUAGAGAAGAGAAUUGAAGAAUCUUCUAAGAGCUGUGAAAAGAAGUCUGAUAUUGUGCUUCUGCUAAGCCAAAAACAGACACUUGAAGAGCUGAAACAGUCAAUCCAGCAGCUGAGAUGCACUGAGGCAAAGUUUGCAGCACAGAAAGAAUUACUAGAGCAAAAAGUACAAGAAAAUGAUGGGAAAGAACCACCUCCAGUUAUAAAUUAUGAAGAAGAUGCACGAUCAGUUACAUCUAUGGAAAGAAAGGAGAGGCUAUCCAAAUUUGAGUCUAUUCGUCAUUCAAUUGCUGGAAUAAUUAGGUCUCCAAAGUCUGCACUGGGCCCUUCAGCACUCUCCGAUAUGAUCUCCAUAAGUGAGAAGCCCCUGGCAGAACAGGACUGGUACCAUGGUGCUAUUCCCAGAAUAGAGGCACAAGAGCUGUUAAAACAACAAGGAGACUUCUUGGUUCGAGAGAGUCAUGGGAAACCUGGUGAAUAUGUCCUUUCUGUAUAUUCUGAUGGACAAAGGAGACACUUUAUCAUUCAAUUUGUUGAUAAUCUAUAUCGAUUUGAGGGCACUGGGUUUUCAAACAUCCCUCAACUUAUAGAUCAUCACUACACAACGAAACAGGUCAUCACUAAGAAAUCGGGUGUAGUUCUGCUGAAUCCUAUUCCUAAGGAUAAGAAAUGGAUUCUCAGUCAUGAAGAUGUCACAUUGGGAGAAUUACUAGGCAAGGGAAAUUUUGGUGAAGUAUAUAAGGGCACAUUAAAGGAUAAAACUUCUGUUGCUGUUAAAACAUGUAAAGAAGAUCUUCCUCAGGAAUUGAAAAUAAAAUUUUUACAAGAAGCCAAAAUUCUCAAGCAGUAUGAUCAUCCCAAUAUUGUCAAACUUAUAGGAGUUUGCACACAAAGACAGCCUGUCUACAUCAUUAUGGAACUGGUUCCAGGAGGUGAUUUCCUCUCCUUUCUGAGAAAGAAGAAGGAUGAACUAAAACCCAAACAAUUAGUGAAAUUUUCAUUAGAUGCUGCUUCCGGUAUGUUAUAUCUCGAGAGUAAAAACUGUAUACACAGGGACCUUGCUGCAAGAAACUGCCUGGUAGCUGAAAAUAAUGUUCUGAAAAUCAGUGACUUUGGAAUGUCUCGUCAAGAAGACGGUGGGGUGUAUUCAUCUUCUGGCUUAAAGCAGAUUCCCAUUAAAUGGACAGCACCAGAAGCUCUUAAUUACGGGAGAUACAGUUCUGAGAGUGACGUAUGGAGUUUUGGCAUCCUCCUCUGGGAGACCUUCAGCUUAGGGGUCUGUCCAUACCCUGGAAUGACAAAUCAACAAGCACGAGAGCAAGUGGAAAGAGGAUACCGGAUGUCAGCCCCCCAACACUGUCCAGAGGAUAUUGCUAAAAUUAUGAUGAAGUGUUGGGAUUAUAAACCUGAAAAUCGCCCUAAGUUCAGUGAACUUCAGAAAGAGCUCGCUGUCAUCAAGAGGAAAAUCACACAGUGACAGAACAGCACCAAACUCAGCCUGCAUGACUCUCCUCCAGCAGAGUAAUAUUGUUGUUCUCAUUAACAAAAAGUUUUACCACAUUGCCUGCAAUGGUUUUCUAAGGUUAUUUUUUUAUUAACUGGGUUUUUAAAAAAAAAUUUUUUUUUAAGUAUCAGAGGCAAAUUUAUUAAAGAAAUAGUCCUAUCAAGGGCUUUAUUAGCUAACCAUAGCAAUCCUGCCAUUUCAGGCCAUUUGGAAAUAGAAAAGCACAGGUUCUAAAUGUGUGAAGGAUAAAAGAUUUUUUUUUUCACACCCAAGACCAUUGAUUUUCACAAAAGCUUUCUACUUCGGGCACAGUUUGUGGGCUGCCAUCCUGUGCCACAGACCCUGCUCAAUUGGUGCUAUAAACUGCAUUGGUAAUGCCAUGGUUGUAGGACAUGUUCCAACCACAGUUGGCUUUCUCCUCGGUCAGGGCAAGAUUAUAUUUGUAAACAUAACUUUAUAUUGGGAAUUAUUUGGACCUCCUGGUGUUUUUCUUUUCUUUCUUGCCAGAAAUGAGCCCAAUAUAAGAAUCAUCAGGCUCUUUCGUUGUUAAUAAGGUUGUCGUUUCCUUCCUCCUAUGUCUGGGCAUCAAAAUGAUGUUUGAAGUGUUGAGGAGGCAGCUGCUUUGAGAGGUCGUUAUGGAGAGCUGUGACAGCAAGAAGCAAGUUUGAACAGGAGGGUGGUCUGGAUUAAAGAGUGGCAAGGGUGGUGAUCAAAGUAGAGAAGAAAAGGAAAAUAUACAAUUCACCCUCUUAGGAGAGUUAUGCCUUUAUAAACAUGCACAUACAUAUGCCCUUUUUAUUUUAUGGUCUCAAUUCACCAGAAAGAUCUUAAGAAAUGUGUCAGGAGUUCACAGAUGGAGCCUUCUUAAUGGUAACAAAAAGUGUUUCUAGAGAAACUACAAAGUCCAAGUCCACAAAAAUAACAGCAUACUUCUGGUUAAGUAUCCUUACCUUAGAGGAAGCUAAGAACGUUUCAGAACGUUAAUUCCCUUCAUUUGUACCAGUUUCUGGAGCUGUCAGAAUUUCAUGAUUCUAGUUCACAAACAUUCCAGUGUGUACACACUAACUACCAAGAUGCAAGGCCGGUGUGAAGAAAGUAGAUAUUGGAAGUCAAGCAAGUGUUAAUGAAGACGAUUAUGUAGGGACAACCCUCCCAUUUCCACCUUCCCCCUUCAUUUACCCUUAAACUGCUCCCUGGACACUCUUAUCAUUGGCUGACAGGUAUGCGAGCACAGUGCUGAAGGUGUCUCCUGUGAAUAAAAUGUAUCACAGACUUAAAACUAGGAUUCUGUUGAGCUGAGUCUUUACUGCAUCCAGAGAACUUACCCCAUGAUCUGUAUAUAGUUGCCUCCCAGGAUAAAAACAUGUGUAGGAGAUGGUCGCGCUCAGGGGUAAAUGUGGCGUUUUGUAAGUCCUCAGGCCUGUGUCCAGAUAAACAUCACUGUAGUGAUUAUUAUUUGGCCUAUGUUCAUUGAAGAGCUAUGGGAUGGGAAUUCCUCCUGCCCUCACCAGCUGUCUUUUGCCUGUGAAUAUCAUUGCACAGAACUCACACCAGGACUUUAAAAAGUAUAAAGGAUGAUGCUAAAGAGAAAAAUGACUUGUGUCUAUCAUUUCAAUCACCUUGCAGAUUUUGUACACAUUUAAUAAUUAGCAUAUUCAGACUAAAAUGAAAGCGUUAAUAAGC